AAUCUGCCUUUUGUUAUAAAGUGUGCCAGUUCCCUGUGCGAAGAAACAAAAAAUACCACAAAACUACCAUCUUCAAGCACUUUUGCCCGGGUUUUCCAUUUCCAUGAUCGAAUGAUGGUUUGGUUGUUGCUUAUGUAACGCGACGGUCAAGCUCCCGCAACCUUUGACGCUUUGAUGCUCAUACGACCAUCGAAGCCUUUACCAGAGCUCCAGACAUUCACCACCGCUAAGAGCACCAGUCGAUUGUUUGACAGGCUUGGUUUGCAAUGCAUAUGACAGCUCUCAACGCACCUUUGCGCACCGCUGCGCUGGGGACCCGGAUCUCCUCCGGCCCUCUUGCGCCAUUUGCGUAUUCCACCAGUUCGUUCCAGCAGUCUUGCCGCAGCAUCUCGACGAAGCAGCGAAGACAACCAGCAGGCACGGUUUCAAAAUGUCAAAACAACCUUCCUUUCCAGAGUCCCAUACAGGCAAACGUCCUGAAGUCAUCGCGGUCCCAGCAUGUUCAGAGCAUCGCUAAGAUCGCUAUCCAGCGGUCCUGCAUCCGUUUCAACUCCACCACCUCGACUGCCUCUGCAAAGACGUCUUCAUACAACCAAGACGCUCCUCUCGACUGGAAUACAUUCUUCAAGCUUCGGACUUCCCGGAGACGAUACUCGCUUGGUUCUUCGAUCGUUGCCUCCAUAGCCAGUACCGCCAUUGGCGUUCAGAUUCUCUCAUCCCAAGACCUAGAAAACCUGGGAGCACAAGUGAUGGGCCUUGACCCGUUCGUUGUGCUGGGACUGGCCACGGCUGCUUGCGGUGCUGUUGGUUGGCUGGCAGGUCCUUUCCUCGGAAAUGCUGUCUGGGGACUUGUCCACCGACGAUACAAGUCUGGAGUUGCGGUGAAAGAAAAGGAAUUUUACAACAGAAUCAAGCGUCACCGCGUGGACCCCUCUUCCAACUCCCUCGCCAACCCUGUCCCAGAUUACUAUGGUGAGAAGAUUGGCAGCGUCCAGGGCUACCGCCAGUGGCUCAAGGACCAGAGAGCCUACAACCGAAAGAAGAACAGAUUCAUCCUGUGAGGUAUCAUGAUGUCAUCUGAUACGAUCUUCUUUGUUUAAUAGCGUUGAGACUUAGGACUGUAGAGGCAAAAAACCGCCCUGGUGUAAUAUCAUAGUUUUCACAUAGCAUUGAAAUGAUUUCUUUUGUGUCCUCAUGUGGUUUUUUCUGGUAAUACGUGCGGGAUCCAUAUGAUUAGCAUCCUUUUUGCCGUAAAAGCUCGAGAUAUCUGUCCGAUAACAGUACCUUUCGUGACUGAAGACCGCACUUCAAUAUGUCGAAUAUUGAAUGGCAUGGAAGCAAGGUCUGACCUGAACGACUUGAAUCGCUUGCUUGCUUUUAGUUCUAAGGGGGGUUUGAACCCAUAUUUAUCUCUGUAGGUAUACAAAGAAUCUAGUAAUCAAGUAAUCUAGGACGUUCUAUCCCAUAAUCAGCAUUCAAAGAACCUGCCGCGAACGGAUGAUUGGCAGAUCACUU
This is a messenger RNA of Paecilomyces variotii, 1515 nucleotides long. Its product is annotated as mitochondrial import protein Pam17-domain-containing protein. Gene Ontology annotation, cellular component: PAM complex, Tim23 associated import motor. NCBI's taxonomy places the organism in Eukaryota, Fungi, Ascomycota, Eurotiomycetes, Eurotiales, Thermoascaceae. The record is from RefSeq and is a predicted model, not a curated record. Bases 267 to 1061 code for a protein of 264 amino acids. The transcript is spliced from 2 exons. Gene Ontology annotation, biological process: protein import into mitochondrial matrix.